AAGUUAAUAAAUUUCAAUUAAGAACCUUUAUAGUUUAUACUCCUUUCACCGGAUAAUAAUUUCUGCAAAACAAGGGUGCUACAAGGUUGGAGGAACUUGUCCAUGGCUAUGGCUGGAGCUUUGAGUCUCUCCCAAUUUCCACUUUGUGGGUCUAUUUCGUUGCCCAAAAGAGUACCCAGAAGAAGGUUUUGCGUCAGAGCCAUGUCAGAAACCUCUUCAGUGAGCACCAAACAAGAACCAACUUCUGAUGCUUCUUCAGUCACAAUUUCUCCACCUCCCAACUUCAAGCCCCCUGAGCCUAAACGCUUUGCAAUCAGACCUGACAAGACUACUGAAGUGCUUGGAGCUUUGCUUCCUUUGCUCUUUCGCUUUGCCACUGGAGUUUUCGUUGAUGGGUAUUCUUUUUCAUUUGUUUCUAAGGAUGAAAUUCCUCCAGACCAAUUUGCUUUGGAAAUUAAUGGCAUUACGGUAAAAGAAACAGCAAAAUUAGGCCCUCGCCCUGAGAAGCCUAUUGAGAUAUAUGAAUUUGAGAGCUGUCCAUUUUGUCGAAAGGUUCGAGAAAUUGUUGCUAUUUUGGACAUUGAUGUUCUUUUCUAUCCUUGUCCAAGAAAUGGCCCAAAUUUCCGUCCGAAGGUUCUUCAAAUGGGUGGAAAACUGCAGUUCCCCUACAUGGUUGACCCAAACACAGGCGUUUCAAUGUAUGAAUCAGAUGACAUCAUUCGAUAUUUGGUUGACAAAUAUGGUGAUGGAAACGUCCCUUUAUCUUUAUCACUUGGAUUUAUAACGGCACUAACUGCUGGUCUUGCUAUGCUUAGUCGUAUUUCAAAGGGGACAACUUAUACUCCAGCAAAGUUCCCUCCAAAGCCACUUAAAUUAUGGGCAUAUGAGGGGUCUCCUUUCUGCAAACUUGUGCGUGAAGUACUUGUGGAAUUGGAGCUGCCACACCUGCUUAUAAGUUGUGCUAGGGGUAGCCCAAAAAGACAUAUACUAUAUCAGAAAACUGGAGUUUUCCAGGCACCCUUUUUGGAAGAUCCAAACACUGGAAUAGAAAUGUUUGAAAGUGCAGAAAUCAUAGAGUACCUUAAAGCAACUUACGCUCUUUAGAAAGUGAUGUUAUGAGAGGGAGAGGCUUUUGGGUUUUUUUUUUUUUUUUUUUUUUUUUUUUUUUUCUUAACUCAAUCUUAUGCGCCUUCAUUUCCUCUUGUAAAUUCUAAUACGAAUAAAUCAUUUUCUUAUAUGGAAAGUUCAAAUAGUGGAA
Cajanus cajan (pigeon pea) is the source of this 1258-nucleotide messenger RNA. RefSeq names its product Thioredoxin family protein. The record is from RefSeq and is a predicted model, not a curated record. NCBI's taxonomy places the organism in Eukaryota, Viridiplantae, Streptophyta, Magnoliopsida, Fabales, Fabaceae. Gene Ontology annotation, cellular component: chloroplast.